Molecule: messenger RNA, 883 nt
Organism: Trichomycterus rosablanca
Lineage: Eukaryota; Metazoa; Chordata; Actinopteri; Siluriformes; Trichomycteridae
Product: gastrula zinc finger protein XlCGF49.1-like
Exons: 1
Coding region: 164-883 (239 amino acids)
Biological process (GO): regulation of transcription by RNA polymerase II
Cellular component (GO): nucleus
Molecular function (GO): RNA polymerase II cis-regulatory region sequence-specific DNA binding; DNA-binding transcription factor activity, RNA polymerase II-specific
Source: RefSeq, a predicted model, not a curated record
ACUCAACACCUUCUUCUGCUCCACGUGUCCAUAUACUUGUGCAACUCCGAAUCACCUGCACAAGCACGUCCAAAACUGCCACAGCGACGAACACGAGACGUUCGGAGAGACCGAAUACGAGACGAACUGCGGUGGUCAGCAGACGUCCUCGGAUAAUCUGGACAUGAGCGCCUCUCACGGGCAGAAGCAGAGAGAGGUGGAUUACUGCCCGGACUGUGGGAAGAGCUUCAGCUGUCAGAGUGCUCUUAAAAGGCACCGGCACAUUCACACCGGCGAGAGACCGUUCCAGUGCCUGCAGUGUCAGAAGACUUUCAAUCGGCAGAGCGCCCUCAAGCUACACCUGCGCAUUCACACCGGGGAGAAGCCGUACCAGUGCUCGCAGUGCGGCAAGAGAUUCAUUCAGCUGAGCGCCCUCCGAACGCACCAGCGCAUUCACACCGGAGAGAAGCCCUACCAGUGCGCGCAGUGCGGGAAGAACUUCAUUCAGCUGAGCGCCCUCAAGACCCACGAGCGCAUCCACACCGGGGAGAAGCCGUACGACUGCUCCCAGUGCGGCAAGACCUUCAAUCAGAAGAGUCAUCUCAAAAAGCACCAGCGCGUUCACACCGGGGAGAAGCCGUACUGCUGCCUGCACUGUGGGAAGAGCUUUAACAACCAGAGUCACCUCAAGACUCACCAGCGCAUUCACACGGGGGAGAAGCCGUACUGGUGCUCGCUGUGUGGGAGGGGCUUCGCCGACAGGAGGGCGUUCAGGAUUCACCAGCGCGUUCACACCGGAGAGAAGCCGUACUUCUGCCCGCUGUGUGUACGCAGCUUUGCUCAUUCGUCGACGCUCAAGACGCACAAGUGCGUCGACUCCGAGCCGUCAGACUGCGCCAAAUGA